AUGGACGCCACAAAUGAGAUGGCUCAAGGUGAAGCAAGCAUCGAUGAUCUGUUCGACUACGACGUCGGCCUCGACGAUAUCUUCAAAGACCGCCCAGAUACGACCACCACAGCAAGUGGCUCAAAACCUACGACUAACGAUCCCACGUCUUUGGGUCUUGGUCUCGACGAGGAAGUCAAAGUUACAAAACAGCGGAGACCAAAUCCAAAGCUCGACGAGGCUCGUCUCCUUUCACAACCAGGAAUCCCUAAACUCCGUCGCACUGCCAAACAGAAGCUUAGAUUCAAGGGCAAAGGGUAUGAGUUCCAAGAUGCUGAACGAUUGUUGAACUUCUAUCAAUUAUGGCUUGACGACCUCUUUCCACGCGCGAAAUUUGCAGACGGCCUGGCUAUUAUUGAAAAGCUGGGCCACACGAAGCGCAUCCAAACCAUGAGAAAAGAGUGGAUCGAGGAAGAAAAGCCGAAACCCUUCUACGACAGAACCAAUACCGAGAACCCUAGUCGAUCAUCGACCGAGCCAAAUAAGCGAGACAACAAAGAGAAGCAAACUGCUGGUUCCAAACAAACGGAGUCAACAAACGAUGGAGACCUCUUCAUGCAAGAUCCGGAAGCAGAGAACAGGCCCCCAGUCAGUCAUCCUCAACCAGACGACGAUGAACUCGAAGAUCUCCUCCGAGAGCAGGACGAAGAAAUGACAUCUGGUCCACCCGCUUCGGCUCCCCGGCCUGACGCGCAAGGUGUUGAACCAGAUGAUGAUGAUCUUGAGGAUCUUCUCAGAGAGCAAGAUGAGGUUAUGGCAGAUAUGCCUAAGCCUGCAUCAAGGGCCGCCGUUGCGCACAUGGAUGACUUUGAUGCCGAGUACGAAGCGAUGAAUGAGAUGGGACUUUGA
Molecule: messenger RNA, 888 nt
Organism: Penicillium diatomitis
Lineage: Eukaryota; Fungi; Ascomycota; Eurotiomycetes; Eurotiales; Aspergillaceae
Product: Chromosome segregation in meiosis protein 3
Exons: 3
Coding region: 1-888 (295 amino acids)
Biological process (GO): replication fork arrest; DNA damage response; replication fork processing
Cellular component (GO): replication fork protection complex; nucleus
Molecular function (GO): DNA binding
Source: RefSeq, a predicted model, not a curated record